AUGGCCAACACGCCCCCGGACACGCCGCCGUCGAGCCCCGUGGCUGCGCCUGCCGCCUACGACGGAGUCGCGACGCCGCCGUCGAGCCCCGUGGCCGCGCAACGACCUCCCAUGGGCGCGACCCCGCCGUCAAGCCCGGUGGCGAGACCCACGCGGAGCGUCGUCGACACGCCGCCAUCGAGCCCUGUGGCCGCGCAACGACCUGCCAUAGGCGCGGUGGAUACGCCGCCGUCGAGUCCCGUGCGCCCGCACGUCCGGGUGGUGGAUACACCGCCCUCGAGCCCCAUGUCGCCGCUCGUCGACUCGCAGCAAGACGACAUCGGGCGCUAUCCGCCGGCGCGGCAACCGCCGAUGACUCCGCCGUCGCCGUCGUCGUUCUCGCAGCCGUCGGUCUCGGUUUCGGCGACCGCCGAGUUCCGCCACCAGUACCACUCUGGCGACUUUAGUGCGUCCGUCGAUGCGACGCCGAUGCCACGAUACCUCGGGCGGUACGCCGACGGCGACAUUAGCACGAGCCUCUCGGCGCGUCACUUGCCACGCGGCGACCUUGGACGGUCGGAAUUUCGCAUUCAGGAGUUGCCGGGAUCGGUGCGUGCCGCCGGCGCACCAUCGUCGCCCGGCGGUCCAGGCGACAGCCCGCCCUCGUCGCCCAUCUCGGUUGACCCGUCCAACCGGCAUGGGCUGCCCCAGGCGCCGUUGUCGCCGAGCUCGGCCAGCGCCAGCGUCCAGCACGCCGGUCCUGCGGCCGCGGUGCCGCUCGCCGAGCAGUCGUACUCGAACGCCGUCGUGUGGGGUACGAACGUCAGCGUGGCCGAGUCCAUGGGCGUCUUCCGGGCGUUCUUGCACGAGUUCAACCCGCCUGGGCACGCCGACCUCGGCGGCGAGAGCUACUACAUGAAGGUCCUCCACCAGAUCCAGCUCACGCAGCAAGGGGUCUUCAACCUCGACGGCAACCACCUCCUCGAGUGCAGCGCUGCGACGCGCAAGCUGUACAUGCAGCUCGUGCAUUUCCCGCAAGUGCUGAUCCGCAUUUUGGACAUGGUCAUUGUCGACGAGUUCAAGAUCCUCUUCCCCGACGACGUCGACCUCAUUCGCAUUCAAGUACGGCCGUUUAACCUCAAAGACAAGCAAGCGAUGCGGAAUCUCAAUCCAGCUGACAUUGACCAGCUCGUGAGCCUCAAGGGCAUGGUCACGCGCUGCUCGUCGGUGAUUCCGGACCUCAAAAUGGCCUUCUUCCGCUGCACCAUGUGCCACUCGACCGUCGAAGUCGAGCUCGACCGCGGUCGCAUCGACGAGCCGACGAUGUGCGACCACUGCCAUACGCGCGGGUCCAUGGAGAUCAUGCACAACCGGUGCGCGUUCACCGACAAGCAGCUGGUGAAAAUGCAAGAGACCCCCGAUGCAAUCCCCGAAGGCGAGACCCCGUACACGGUGAUGUUGUUUGCCUUCGACGACCUGGUCGACGACGUCCGACCUGGUGACAAGAUUGAAGUCACUGGUAUCUACCGCGCGGUGCCGAUGCGCGCGACCAUCAAGCAGCGCGUCGUCAAGUCGGUCUUCAAGACGUACAUUGACGUGGUCCAUUUCCGCCGGACGGACGAGCUCAUGGGCGCGUUGGGCGGCCUCGACGAUGGCAACGCGGUCGACGCUGUCCAGCAAGCCAAGAUUGACGAGUACCACCGGAUCGCGUCCGACCCGCUCGUCUACGAGAAUCUCGCGCACUCGCUCGCGCCGUCAAUCUGGGAGCUGGACGACGUCAAGAAGGGCGUGCUCUGCCAGCUCUUCGGUGGGACGCGCAAGGCUGCCGCGGUGAUUGGCAAGAAGCACACGCGGUCGGACCUCAACGUGCUCCUCUGCGGUGACCCAGGCACGUCCAAGUCCCAGCUAUUGUCGUAUGUGCACAAGCUCGCGCCCCGGGGCAUCUACACGAGCGGCAAAGGCAGCUCGGCCGUGGGUUUGACCGCGUCGGUGAUUCGAGACAUGGAGACCGGGGAUCUGGUGCUCGAGUCCGGUGCGCUCGUCUUGUCGGACGAAGGGAUUUGCUGCAUUGACGAGUUUGACAAGAUGUCGGACAACGCGCGCAGCGUCCUGCACGAGGUCAUGGAGCAGCAGACGGUCUCGAUCGCCAAGGCUGGCAUCAUUUGCUCGCUGAACGCGCGGUCGUCGAUCUUGGCGUCGGCCAAUCCGAUCGAGUCGCGCUACAACCCCAACAAGAGCGUGAUUGAAAACAUCAACAUUCUCCCGACCUUGCUCUCUCGAUUCGACUUGAUUUAUUUGAUUCUGGAUCGGCCGAAUGCCGAGGCCGACCGGCAGCUCGCACGCCACAUCGUGUCGCUCUACUACGACUCGUACUCGAUCCACAAUGCGCGCGGCCACAUGAAGGCGUCCGAGGUCAUUUCCAUGUCGGUCCUCUCCGACUACAUUGCGUACGCCAAGGACCAUGUCCAGCCGCAGCUGAGCGAAGCCGCGGCCAAAGACCUCGUCGCGGCCUACCUCGAGCUCCGGCGCAUGGGCAGCAACCGCAAGAACAUUACGGCGACGCCGCGCCAGCUCGAAUCGCUCAUCCGCAUUGCGGAAGCGCUGGCCAAGAUGCGGCUCGCGGAUACCGUCACGUCGCGGGACGUGACCGAAGCGCUGCGCCUCAUGAACGUCGCGACGCAAAAGGCCGCGAUGGACCCGCGCACGGGCACGAUCGACAUGGACAUGAUCACGACGGGGUACGCGACCGUAGAUCGCGAGGCGCUGAGCGCGCUCGUCGACGAUGUGAAGCGACUUUUGACCGAGCAUGGCGGCGGCUCGAUGAACACGGGCGAGCUCAAGAAGCAGCUCGACAGCCUGCGCGGGUCCGAGACCAAGCACACGGAGUUCCAGACCGCGCUGCGAACGCUCGAGGAAGAAAACCUCGUCCAAGUGUCCCAUGGCUCGGUGCGGUACUUUAGCUCGCGCGAUUAACAUCCCCGGAAUACGCUCGCCGGAAUAUAUCUAUAUCGAU
Messenger RNA from Saprolegnia parasitica CBS 223.65, 2992 nucleotides. RefSeq lists its product as hypothetical. Bases 1 to 2952 code for a protein of 983 amino acids. Gene Ontology annotation, molecular function: single-stranded DNA helicase activity; single-stranded DNA binding; ATP binding. The transcript has 7 exons. The record is from RefSeq and is a predicted model, not a curated record. Lineage: Eukaryota; Oomycota; Saprolegniomycetes; Saprolegniales; Saprolegniaceae. Gene Ontology annotation, biological process: mitotic DNA replication initiation; double-strand break repair via break-induced replication; DNA strand elongation involved in DNA replication. Gene Ontology annotation, cellular component: nucleus; MCM complex.